Agrilus planipennis (emerald ash borer) is the source of this 945-nucleotide messenger RNA. RefSeq lists its product as uncharacterized. The transcript has a single exon. Bases 91 to 483 code for a protein of 130 amino acids. The record is from RefSeq and is a predicted model, not a curated record. Lineage: Eukaryota; Metazoa; Arthropoda; Insecta; Coleoptera; Buprestidae.
UAGAAUAUAACAAAAGAUUUAACAUCCAACGCUUCCCUGUAAAACUGUAAUUUACACAAAUUUACUAUUCUUUCAUACAGACAAUCGAACAUGAUGAAAGGAGCAUGCUCUAUAACGAUCUUUGUUUUGGUUCAUGCAGUUUAUUGUCAGUUUGCAUCGUUUAAUUUGGUUUCCCAAAAUCCAAGUGCCAUCAGUAGUAACGAAGGUACCUUUUUGCCAUUGUCACCUCCCCAUUAUUCGGGCAAUGUAGCAGCUAAGAGUCCACCGUCUCCCCAUUUCAAAGUUCUCGAAGUGGCUUCGUACGAAAAUCAGCUGCACCCCUCACUGUUGAACCCGUUCUACAAAAAUCCCGAAAUUGCCAACCAACUUGCCGGGGAAUCCCUCAGAUUGAAUAAUGAAUUUCCCGUGUACAAUCGGGAUUCAGAACACAUUAGCCGUUCCGAAAUUGCCAAAAUUAUUCAUCAUUCUGGACUAGGACAAUAAAAUUUAUACCAAUGUAAAGUUGGAAAGGUUCACCUCAUUAUGUCUGAUAAAAUUUUAAAUCAGAGGAACCUUCUCAACCUUAGCUCAACAUUUAAGGAGUAAAAACAGAAGGCUAUAAAGCCAAUUGGUCUUUAGUUUCUGUAGGCACACACUUUCGAUCAUUAAUAAACUCAUAAAAAUUAUAGGUAAAAUGAGAUGAAAAUGAGACUGCUUUAAAUCUGACUAUUGUCUUGUACUUAAAAUUUACUGUUUUUAAUAAUUAAAUGUAAACUAUAAAAAAAUAAAAAAUACCUAUAUUUUCUAUAUGUUGAAGGGUGACUGUGAAGGCCGAAAAUUAGCAAAAUAAGUUACUUCAUCAGUUCAAAUAUUGUUGUGUUUACAGAAUGAUUCGAUAAAUAGUAAAAUAGAAACGAUAAGCAUAACGAGUGUUGCAAUUCCACAGUUAAGAGAGUAUCUACUUAU